AUGGCAGAUUUGGAAAAUUUGCUCUUGGAGGCUGCGGGAAGAACUGGUACGGCUGGGAGAAAUCGGCAUUCUCUCCUAUCUUCGAGGAGACGACGUGAAGGCUCUUAUUCAGAUGGUGGGAGUGACUCUAGGGAUGAUGAUUCAGAUGAUGAACUUAAUUAUGCGAGCAGAAAGCCAUCUGGGCCGCAGAUUCCUCUGAAAAAGAGAUUAGAUCCGAGCGACAGAGAUGAUGAGUUGGGCAGUCAUGAAGAAGCGGAUGAUGGGCGAAGCGAUCGUGAAGGCGAUACAAGUGAUGAAUCAAAUAUAGGCGAUGAUCUGUAUAAAGAUGAAGACGACAGGCGUAAGCUUUCUGAGAUGAGUGAACUUCAAAGAGAGAUGAUUUUGUCAGAUAGGGCUUCGAAAAAGGACGAUAAAAGUUUAUUGGGAAAAAUAGCGUCAAAGCGUGAGAAAGGAAAAGCAGUAAUGACUGGAAAGCAGUCUCCCCCGCUGUCAUCCUCUCGCAUGCGCGCAUCAGCCAGAUCUGCUGAUAGGUCAGCCAAGAAUGAAGCAUUAAAUGAAUUGCGUGCAAAGCGAUUGAAACAACAAGAUCCAGAAGCUCACCGUAGAUUGAGAGAGGCAUCUAGAAGCUCAGGGCCCCGACACUUUUCCCCACCAAAGCGCAAAUCUUUCACAUCAGCUAAUCUCAGUAGUUCAAGCCAUAGCGAUAGUGAAAGUAGGUCUCACAGUGAUGAUGAAGGAUCAACUGGGGAUGGAGGAAUUGCUGACAGUGAUGAUGAUAGAGCAUUAUCUGGACCCGAGGGACCAUCGUUUCAGGAUAUAAAGGAAAUAACUAUCCGCAGGUCAAAACUUGCAAAAUGGUUGAUGGAGCCUUUCUUCGAGGAGUUAGUAGUUGGUUGCUUUGUAAGAGUUGGAAUCGGUAGAUCAAAAACUGGACCUAUCUACCGGCUCUGUAUGGUGAAAAAUGUCGAUUCCUCGGACCCUGAUCGACAGUAUAAGCUAGAGAACAAAACUACACACAAGUAUUUGAAUGUUGUUUGGGGAAAUGAAAGUUCUGCUGCUAGAUGGCAAAUGGCUAUGGUAAGUGACUCUGCUCCACUUGAAGAGGAAUACAAACAGUGGGUGAAGGAAGUAGAACGAAGCGGUGGCCGGAUGCCAAGCAAACAGGAUGUGUUGGACAAAAAACAAGCUAUACGUAAAACCAUUACAUUUGUCUACUCUGCAGCUACUGUGAAGCAGAUGAUACAAGAGAAAAAGUCUGCCUCGUCAAGGCCACUAAAUAUUGCUGCUGAGAAGGAUCGACUAAGGAGGGAGUUGGAUAGAGCACAAAGUAAGAACGAUGACGCAGAAGUGGAGAAGAUCAAGACAAGACUUGUAGAAUUAGAGGCAUCCAGACAUACAAAGGUGAAGGACGCCAAAGCUCUGAAGCUGGCUGAAAUGAACAGAAAAAAUAGGGUUGAGAACUUCAAGAAUGCUUCUGAAUUAAGGCCAACAAAAACCGGUUUGAAAGAAGGGGAUGCGGGUUAUGAUCCAUUUUCCAGGAGGUGGACAAGAUCAAGAAACUACUAUGUUGGGAAACCCGGUGAAAAAGCUGCCGCUGGAAAUAUUGGUACUGUUGGUGUAGUUGCUGAUGCAGGCAGCAAUGGAACUGGAGUACCAGUAACUGCGGAGUCUGGUGUGGUGGCUACUGCCGCUGCCUUGGAAGCUGCUGCUGAUGCUGGGAAGUUGGUGGAUACAAGUGCUCCAGUGGAUCAAGGGACAGAAUCAAACACGCUGCAUGGUUUUGAGCUGCCAAUCUCAUUAGCAUUACUUCAUAAGUAUGGUGGAGCCCAAGGAGCUCAAGCUGGAUUUAUGGCAAGAAAACAAAGAAUAGAAGCAACAGUUGGAUUUAAAAUCAAGGAAAAUGAUGGCAGGAGGCAUGUACUGACUCUGUCAGUUGGUGAUUACAAAAGAAGAAGAGGGCUUCUCUGA
Molecule: messenger RNA, 1968 nt
Organism: Lathyrus sativus (Indian pea)
Lineage: Eukaryota; Viridiplantae; Streptophyta; Magnoliopsida; Fabales; Fabaceae
Source: the annotation of a GenBank genome assembly